GAAAAUGAAAGGAAUGAAGAUAAUGACCCAAUUUUGUUGCAUUGUGGUGAUUCUUUUGAUCUGUCUAACACAAUUUACGGGGGCAGAGACAACGCCCAAACCUAAGGCGGUGACACAGGCAGCUCAGGUGACCACAACUACAACCACAGUGCGGCCCAGUCUCAAGCAGCAGCAAGCUCAACCACAACAACAGCAGAAGAAGCAAGAUCCGAAAUGCCUGCAGCCAUUGGAAACGGGACCCUGUCGCAUGAAACUGGAGCGUUAUUACUACAACAAGGAUAAGAAUGCGUGUGAGACAUUCAAUUUUGGCGGCUGUCGAGGCAAUGACAAUCGCUGGGGCUUUCGUCAGACUUGUGAGGAUGCAUGUCUUCUUGUCAAGAAAUGAGUCCAUGACGAUCCCAACUCAAUGGCCAUUCUCUAAGUAAAGAACUUGAGCAAAUAAAAUCAAUCUUUGAAAGUGUGAA
Messenger RNA from Drosophila grimshawi, 464 nucleotides. RefSeq names its product tissue factor pathway inhibitor. Gene Ontology annotation, molecular function: serine-type endopeptidase inhibitor activity. The record is from RefSeq and is a predicted model, not a curated record. The transcript has 2 exons. Lineage: Eukaryota; Metazoa; Arthropoda; Insecta; Diptera; Drosophilidae. The coding region runs from base 5 to 385 and encodes 126 amino acids.